GACGAAAUUUAAAUAAUGAUUUCGCAAGUGAAUUUCGCCCGACCGUGGGAUAUGUCCGGCAGUGGCAACGCUAAUUGUAAUAACGACAAUCAUCUUACAUCGUCUAAACUAGGCCUGGCUCCAUUACAAGCGAUCCGGUGCACGAUGCCUGCCUGCCCGUGCGAGUGUUUCCUACCGGGCAAACUGCAGCUGAGACAGUGCCAGACCUGCAAACACGGCUGGGUUCCACAUGCUCUGGAUAAAUUGGGAAUGAGAUCUGGAACGUUGAAUUCGUCUGCCAACGGUACGGGACCCGUGGAACCGGCCUUGCCCAACACAGUGUUUGACGUGGCCAGUUUGGCACUUUACGGCUGUCAUGCGUUGCCAAUCCGGCUCAAGAUCCUGCUCGACCGGCUCUUUUCCGUCCUGCCGCCCGAGGACGUCGUUCAAGUCCUCACCGGUUUCGGAUGGUCCCUCGAAGAUUACGCCAGAGGUUACAUCUUACAAGACGGACAGGGACGACCGGUUGAAGUGUGGAGCAUUUGCGGAAGGGACGAAGAGCCGCUAGUUCUCCAACAGUUCCUGAGAUUCGGCGAGACUCGAGUCAUCGCAUCGCGGAUCCUCCAGCAACAGGAAAACGAGACGAAAACAUGCGCAGCUGCAGCGGCGGCCGCUUCGUCGGCUUCGUCCGGCGCGGAUCAACAGCAGCAGCAGCAGCAGCAGCGCAGGAUGCCGACAACGACGACGACGACGACGGCCAACAACAACAAAGAAACCUCGGCCGAAAGAGAGCAACAGCAACAGCAACAACAACAACAGUUGAAACUCAAUUCGGAGAUCAAGGAAUUUCUGAAGAAAGCGCAGCAAAAUCCGCAGGCGGCCCUGGCCGGCAUGUUGGGCCAUUCGGGUCUGCCGGCCUUUGUCAAUCCGCUCAAUUCGUUGUCGUUUCCUUUCAUUCCCGGACUGACUGGGCCGGCCGGCCCGCUGAAUCACCUGCCCCGCUUGCCGCCCAUGAUGAACCUGCCUCCUCCGCCUCCACCUCCACCAGCGGCACCUCACCAGUCGACGUUGCCGCGACUGCCCACAGCCGCCGUCCAGCCGCAACAGCACAGUCCGCCCGUUUCAUCGAUCUCCAACAACAGCCACGCCGCUGGUCUAACGUCCAGCAACAACAACAACAACAACAACAACAACAACAACAUGCAGGCCGUUUCGUCUUCUUCUUCGGCUUCGGCUUCGGCUUCGGCUUCGGCUUCGGCUUCCUCCGCCGCAGCAGCAGUAGCAGCAGCAGCAACGAUGGCGCAGAGUCCGCUAGGCCGGCUGCAAGGCAUGCAGCCGUUCGAUUUCCGAUCGGUAGUUCAACAAACGGCCAAGGAGCGCUGCAGUCGCAGUCCGGAAUCGAAUCGCAUCCGCCUGACUCCGCCUCCGCUCUCCUCCUCCGCCUCAUCGGCGGCCAACAGUUUGAAUUUGAAGAGCCUCCAGUCUCUGACGGGCACGCAUCACGCGCAACAGCGCUCGGCCGUCUCGCCGCUGUGCCUGACCAACAAAGCGGCCGAUGUCCAUCAGCAGCAGCAACAGCAGCGCCACAGGUCGCGCUCGGCGUCGAGCAGCAGCAGCGAGCUGGACUGGGACGAGGACGACAUGAUGGACGACAGCGACAUGUACGACAGCGGGACGGCCCCGCAGAACGCGCUCAACUUGACGCGCAAGAACAGCGGCGGCGGCAUGCAUGCCGGCCGCCGCCACCACCACCACCACCACCAUCACGGCCAGCGCAGUCGGCCCGAGAUUUCCGACUCGCUCAGCGAAGCCGAACGCACCACCAUGAUGCGCAGGCCGGCCAAGUCGUCGGGCUCUCACAGUGGCGGCGGUGGUCAAGGCAGCAGCGCAGGAGGACAAGGACAAGGCGGGUCGUCGUCGAUGAAACGCAGCUGGAAUCCGCUUGGACCGCUGGGCACGCAGCUCAUCAAUCCGGCCACGGGCAAGAAGAGGGUCCAGUGCAACGUGUGCCUCAAGACGUUCUGCGACAAGGGCGCCUUGAAGAUCCACUUUUCGGCCGUGCACCUGCGCGAGAUGCACAAGUGCACGGUCGACGGGUGCAACAUGAUGUUUAGUUCGCGACGCUCCCGCAACAGGCACAGCGCCAACCCCAACCCCAAGCUGCACAGCCCGCACCUGAGGCGCAAGAUAUCGCCGCACGACGGGCGCACGUCGCAACCGCACCCGGCCCUCGGAUCGCUCAUGUCUCACGUCCAGCACGCCGGGGGGGCUCACGCAGGGGCGGCUGGUUUCGCCGGCCUGACGCAUUUGCCCCCGCUCGGUGCCGCAAUGCACGCGCAUCACGCGUUGAUGGGGCCGGACGGUUUCGGCAAGGCCGGCGCACUGGGCGGUGGUGAAUCGCAGCACAGGGAACGUUCCGUUUCGUCCAUGUCGUCGUCGGGUGGCGGCCAUGGAGGCGGAGGAGCAGGAGGAGGAAUGGGCGGAGGAAUGGGCCACGAUGGCGACGUGAUUAAAGGUCGUAAUUAUUACGCGGCUUCUUCGGACGACCUGGACGACGACCUGGACGAUCUGAGCAGUCUUGACGAAGGCGAGGAAGGCGGCAACGCGGCCAACCACAGGCUGGAUCACGUCAUGGCCGGCUCGUUCCAUCAUCACCAAGACGAGGCCGGUCACAACAACGCGUCGUCUUCCCCCAAACAACAAGUACAACAACUACAACUACAACUACAAGCUGGACAACAACAACAACAAGCUGGACAGCAGCAACAAGCUGGACAACAACAACAAGUUGGACAGCAGGGCGGAGCGGUGCGCAAGCGCAAGAGCCAGAACCCGACGCGACUGUUCCAGCAACAGCAGCAAGUGGCCGACGCUUACCUGUCGGACAACGACGGCGGACGUUCGGACGCGUCGGACCAGUCGGCCGGCGGAUCUUCUUCGGGCCACGGCAGGAUCAAGACGGAGGUGGAGAGCUUCUCGCGCGGGCGAGUGGACCACUCGCCCGCCGCUGCUGGUUACCGGACGGACGAAGAGGCGGACGACGAUGACGACGCCGAUGACGGCCAGGAUUCAAAAAACGGCGGGUUGUCCGCUGCUGAAACAAUGGCCCAGCAGCAGCACUCGAGGGCCGCGCGUCGCCAACGUCAAGACUCUGGGACCGAAAUGGCCGAGCUGGACGCUGCUGCUCGCGCUCAAUCGGACCCGUCGUCGGCCCCGCCCACGCCACUGAGCGGCGUGGAAAUGGGCGACGUGACGGGCGUGGACGCUGAUCGACUCGGCUCGAUCCGGCCCUACCCGCUGGACGCGGACGACGAGGACGACGACGAGGACCUGGUGGACAGCCUGACGGGCAGCCCGCGCUCUGACUGCGACUCGUCGAGCGUCCCGCUGGACAAGGAGAAUCCGCGGAGGUGUUCGGCUUGCGGCAAGGUCUUCCAGAACCAUUUCGGCGUCAAGACGCACUACCAGAACGUCCACCUGAAGCUGAUGCACCGUUGCACGGUCGAUGGAUGCACGGCGGCUUUCCCGUCCAAGCGCAGCCGCGACCGGCACGCGCACAACUCGAACCUUCACCGCAAACUGCUGUCGACGGACACGACGACGGCCUUCCACGUCGGCGGCGGAGGAGGCUCCCCGCUGGCCUCGCCCGUCGCCUCCCCGACGCUGGCCAUGACCCCGACGACGCCCACCACGCCCACGGCCAAAAUGGCACCGACGGCGGCUUCGUCGGCCGGCCAGCCGGCCGGGGACGUUUCGGCCGCUGAUUUUUCGCUGCACCAGUUCUCGUCGCUGCGCGACGAAUUCCUCAGCCGCAUUUAUGCCAACGCCGAAGCGCACGGCAUGAUGCACGGACUGGCGCCUUUUCUAGCCAAUCCGCACCACCACCACCACCACCACCACCAGCACCAUGGCAACAAUCCAAACAGCUUCUUGUCGGGCCUGCAACAGUCGGCCGCCGCGGCGGCCUUCCUGUCGGCGGCCGCUGCGGCCGCUAGCGCCAGCGCCAGCACCAACGCCAACGGUGCGCCCAACGGCCACAAUCAUCAUCGUCAUCAUCAUCAUCAUCAUCACGACGUGCCGAUGAACGGCGUCGCUUUGGCCAAUCAUCACAACAACAAUCAAGUCACCAUCAACGGCAAGGCGGCGUCGGUGAGGGACAGCUCGGCUUCGUCGCCGCCCCACCGGCCCAACUCGGCGUCGCCGUCGCCGCCAUCGGCCGCCUCGUCCAUGGCGCUCAGGACGUCCGUCUGAAAUGUUGAAUUUUUGAUCGAGGCGUAUUUUAUGAAAUCAUCACAUCAAAAUGAGGACAAAUAUCCGGCUUUUCUCUCUCGUUAACGGACCCACUUUUCAUUUCAUUCUUUUUUUUUUUUUUGGUUUUUUUUGGGGGGUUUUUAUUCAAUUGUGUGUACAUAAAAGAGGAAAUAGUUGGGCCGUCGUAGUCCUACAAGAUCCGGAUUCCAUUUUUUUUUUUAAGGAAGUGCGUGAGGGAAAUUUUUGAGCAAAUUCCUUUGCGUCAGAUAGAAGGGGAAAAGAGAGAGAGAGAGAGAGAGAGAGAUUUAAAAAAAAAUG
Messenger RNA from Daphnia carinata, 4548 nucleotides. Its product is annotated as pneumococcal serine-rich repeat protein-like. Lineage: Eukaryota; Metazoa; Arthropoda; Branchiopoda; Diplostraca; Daphniidae. The transcript is spliced from 7 exons. The record is from RefSeq and is a predicted model, not a curated record. Bases 16 to 4230 code for a protein of 1404 amino acids. Gene Ontology annotation, cellular component: nucleus. Gene Ontology annotation, biological process: regulation of DNA-templated transcription.